Apus apus (common swift) is the source of this 7852-nucleotide messenger RNA. It is a transcript of the gene NLRC5, whose product is annotated as NLR family CARD domain containing 5. Lineage: Eukaryota; Metazoa; Chordata; Aves; Apodiformes; Apodidae. The transcript is spliced from 47 exons. The record is from RefSeq and is a predicted model, not a curated record. Gene Ontology annotation, molecular function: protein binding. The coding region runs from base 218 to 5728 and encodes 1836 amino acids.
UUUCGGUUCCCGGCGGCCGGAGGGGCGGGCUCGGGCUGCGGGACGGAGCUGCGGGCGGCAUCUGCAGCCAGUGAGGCAACUGCCCGUGGGUGUGCACCGUGCUCUGGGGUGUCCCUGUGUGCUGAAAUGCUGCCCCUAGCAGUGCAGGUUGUCGUGAGGGCAUGGAGCAGGAGCCACCUUUGCCUUUGACAACUGAGAGGAGGCUGACCACACAACAAUGCAGCCUCCCUCUCUGAACGAGGACCUCAACCUGAACGCAGCCCUUGCAAGGACCCGUCCCCAGCUGGUGGAGUUUCUCCUUCACCAUCCUGACUGGCUGCUCGUCACCUCCCACCACUUCCUCCCAGAGGUGGCCCUGCAUGGCCUGGAGGGCAUCACCAACCACAGAGAAAAGGUCUCCAUGCUGCUUGACCUGCUGGAGAAGGCUGGCCCUGCCACCUGGAAACAGUUUACACAGUACCUCUGCAUGGAGUUCGACCUCCCUCUGGAUCUGGAGAUACCGCUCAUAAGUUUUGCAGGAGAAGGCCUUGCCCAGCGUCGCCGUCGCAGCAGCUCUGUGGAUGACAGGGACGCCAAGCAGCAGCGGCUGGAUUCAGGUGGAAAAUACCGGCAUCUCCUCAUUGAUUCUAUCCACCAGAGGUACGGAAGCAGUAGGACAGCAGGAGCACAAACCCAGCCACUGUCUUUCAACCAAGCCUUUGUCAACCUUGUCAUUCAGCAGAGCAAAGCCUCCCGCUUGAGAGAGAAAGCAGAUAAACCCCGCGAGGACGUGGCAGGUGCUUCUGAGCCUGAAGAAUGUGCAGGCACAGCCAUGAAUGUGUCCGACCUGUUCUGGGGUGUGGUGCCAUCAGACAGAACGAAGGUGAUCUUUUUGUGUGGCAAACCAGGAACAGGCAAGACUAGGCUGAUGCACAGGAUUUGUCAGAACUGGGCAGAAGGUGUCCUGCCUCAGUUUCUCUUCAUUUUCCUAUUUGAGUUCCGGCAGCUGAAUUUAUUAAGAAGAAAACUGACUCUGAAGGAGCUUUUGUUUGACCUGUUCCUUCAGCCAGAAGACAACCCUGAUGUAGUGUUCCAGCACCUCCUGGAAAAUGCCCAGCGUACACUGGUCAUCUUUGAUGGACUGGAUGAGUUUGCAGCUGACAUGGACGUGUCAUCGUCUUCUCAGGGAGGCCGAACUCCUACCUCCCAUAUGUCCAUACCUGAGCUCUUUGCAGACCUCUGCCAUGGGAAGCUGCUCCCUGGUUGCACAGUGUUGGUCACCAGCCGGUCCAAGAAACUUCCUGACUUACUAAACACAGUAGAUCUGCUGGCAGAAAUCUGGGGAUUUGACCAUGAAAACGUUGAGGAAUAUGUCAACCACUAUUUUCAUCAGAAUUCCUUCAAAGAACAAGCCAUUGCUCACCUGAAGAACAACACCAAGCUCCUCAGCAUGUGCCUGAUCCCUGCUCUCUGUUAUGUUGUGUGCGUUUGUUUGGAGUAUUUGCUCCUUAAACAUCAGAUGAGUGUGGAGCUUCCUCAGACUAUGACACAGUUUUAUAUCAAGAUGCUCCUCAUUUUCAUAAACAAACAGCAGGGAGAGCUCGCAGGUGAUGAGGUGACUCAGCUGAACUGUAACAAGAAGGCCAUCUUGGGUCUGUGUGAUCUUGCACUGAAAGGCCUGGAAGAGAAGAAGCUUGUAUUUUAUGUUGGUGAUGUUCCGGAGCACGUGAAGGAAUUUGCUUCCUUGCAUGGAUUGCUGACUGUCUUUGAGGUGAAGACGAGUGGCACUUGCCCAGAGGUUGGCUUUGCCUUUGUGCACUUAAGCUUGCAGGAGUUUUUUGCAGCACUGGGUCUCAUGGUAAGUCAGAGGGUGGACAGGAACUACGUGAAGAAGAAGUUCUUCUUAAAGUCCAAGUGGACUUUAAAGAAUGAGGCAAAGACCGAGUUAAUGGAGAGUUUCCACAUCUUCCUCUCAGGCUUGGCAUCAAAAGAGUGUAGGACGUUUCUCAUGCUGCUAGCUGAACGAGAUGAAGCUUGGGUGCAGGAUAAGCAGGGCGCAGUCCUGCAGUCCCUCACGAAACUGGCAGCCACUCAUCUGACAGGGCCUAAGGUCAUUGAGCUCUGCCACUGCAUGUUUGAAAUGCAAGACCUCAAAGUAGCCAAGCACAUUGGGAGCCUGCUGAACUUCAAGUAUGAGUUUAAAAACUUCAGAGUGACACCUCUGGACAUGUCAGCUUUGGUGUUCGUCAUAAACUCAGGCCAGGAUUUGACUCGUUUGGAUUUUGCAGGAUGUCUCGUGGACUUCGACUGUUUGGAGGUUCUGGCUGGCUGUAAAAAUGUGGAGCACUUGAGCUUUCGUAGUAGGAGAUGUGACAAUGACUUUGCUGCCGCUCUUUCAAAGAGUGUACAAGGAAUGGGGAGCCUGAAGAAACUAGAGUUGACUGGUGGGCGCAUCACAGCGCAGGGGAUGACUAAGUUGGUCCAGGCUUCAUCACAGUGCCUCCAGCUUGAGGAAAUAAACUUGCAGGACAAUCGGAUACGGAUUCCAGAGGUGAAGAGGGUGAUGGACCUGUUUUCCAGAAUGGAGAACCUGAAGAAAAUUGACCUGAGCAACAACAACCUCUCCUUGAAGGCUCUUCUGUGCUUGGCAAAGGAGGUCGUUGCUUGUCAAAACGCUGCUGAGCUGUGUGUCAGGAGCAACACAGUGAUGAUACAUUUUUCUGGCUCAUCUGGGAAAGUUCCAAGAUACCUGGAUUUGAGAUGGGAAGAGAAUAAGGAACAUGUAACCCCAACUAGAUUUGUGAAGCUAUGCUUGCAGGACUGCAGCCUGACUUCCCAACAUGCAGAGGAGAUCGUUGCCAUUCUCAGGAGCUGUCCCUGUCUCUCUGAAGUGGAUUUAUCAGGUAACAACCUUGGAGAUGAAGGCUGCAGUUACCUUCUGGAAAACCUCCCCCAGAUCUCAAUUUCAAAGCAGCUGGAUCUCAGUCAAAACGGCCUCUCUGUGAAUGGCAUUUUCAGUCUGCUGAAGUCAGUAAACACCUGCCAGAAGAUGAUGGAGGUACAAGUCAGCCUUUGUCAUGGGACUGCAGUCCUGAGCUUCACAGGAGACAGAGAAUUUGCUUCCCCUCCUCCUGGGGCAAGGCCUGUGUUCCCUACUGAUGACCAGCAACAUGGAGAGGAAAACCAGACACCAAAUACCCUCAGAAAAAUAAGACUGACAGAUGGUUGUUUUCAAGCCAGUGACCUACAGAAGCUCUGUGCAGUCCUGAAGGAAUGUGGCAGCAUCUCUGAGCUGGACCUGUCCAGUAACUAUCUGGGAGAUGAGGGACUUCUGCAGCUGUUUGAGUUCCUCCCAAAUUUGAAAAUGUUAAGUUCUCUCACGCUUAAUGACAACCAGAUCACCAUGAACUCGGUGUUUUUCUUAGCUCAGUCCUUGUCUACAUUGGAACACAUCAAAACAAUGACCAUCAGCUUCAGACACACGCAGGUGGUUCAUCUAACCUUUUGGGAGAGAAUCAGGGCCAGAAGUGCCAGCAGAUGGAGAAGCAGUUUCCUGGUACCUCCCAAGCACCCGGCACCGGGGCAGUGCUUUCGUCUCAGGGACUGCAGAGUGGGGCCGGAGGACGUGACCAGGCUGUGCCAGAUACUGGCUCAAUGUCCCCAGCUGACAGAAAUUGAUCUGUCUGGAAAUUCCUUGAGUGAGCAGAGCAUUGAGACACUGCUGAGCUUCCUGCCAUGCCUCUGUCACCUGACACUGCUGAGUAUUAGGAGGAACACAUUUUCCCCACGUUGCACUGUCCUACUCACCAACUCCAUCAACCUCUGUGAGCGGAUCAGAAUAGUAGAAGUCCGGUCCAGUGAAAAUGCUGUUUUGCAUUUAGGAGUAGGCGUGCGAAGCCAAAAGACCUGCUGCAGGCUGACAGACUGUGCCAUUGGUCCUGGGCAGGUGGAUGAGCUCUGUGGAGUCCUGGAGCAGCGUGGGUGGCUGGCAGAAGUGGAUCUCUCCAGGAACCAGCUGGGAGAUGAGGGCCUGCGGUGCCUCUUGGAUCGCUUGCGUCGGGUGCCCGUUACCUGUUCCCUCAACCUCAGCCAUAAUGGGAUUUCUCAGGAUGGAGUUCUGCAUCUCAUAAAUGCCUUGGCCACAUCUGGAAAUACCACUGAAGUCCAAGUCAGCUUGUGCUCCAAAGCAACUUUAAUCAUCAAGUUAACAAGCAGAGAUGACCCAAGAAAGAUUCUGAGACUGGCAGAGUGCAACUUUCAGCCAGAGCACUUGGAAAAGUUGUGCUUGCUCCUGGAAAAGUGCACUGACCUGACAGAGUACAUAUCCUCAAAUAACAACAUGACAGUCCAAGCUGCAGAGAAGCUCUUGCAUUCCCUGAGGAAAAACCUGUGUCCUCUGAAAAUCAGCAUAGAAGAGCCAUGGGUAUGUAAGGAAAGUGUCAGGAACCUUCUCCAGCUGGCUGUCCAGGCCUGUGGAAACAUUACUGAGAUCACGAUAUGUAAAGAUAAAACCCUCUUCCAAUUGGGCAUGAGGUUCCCACACUGCCUGGAGAAAGUGGAAGCAGUGGUUAGCAGGUUGGAUCUGUACAGCCCAGAAAUCCAGCCUGCUGGCUUCUACCAAAGGGUUCGUGAAAAAUGUGCUCUGCUUCAGGAGCUGAGCUGGUCUCAUGUUGAGCUCCACAGCAGUGAAGCAGAAAUGCUAGUUGGGAUUUUGCUACCUCUUCCAGAGCUGAAGAAGUUUGGGCUGACCUCUAGCAGUGUGAUGGCAUUUGGAACUGAUGACUUCAUCAUGGGCUUGCAGAACUGCCAGGCCAUCGAAGAGCUGAACUUGAGCCACAUGAAGCUCAGCAGCUCUGCCAUUCCUGAGCUGGUGCUGGGACUCCAUGAGAUACCGUCUCUGAAAAGGCUGAUCUUGAACCAUAACAGUAUUGGGAAUGAGGGCUGCUCCAGCCUCGCAGAAGCCUUGAGGAACAUGCCCCACAUAGAGGAAAUCAAUUUAAGUCACAACGGGAUUGGAGAUGCAGGCCUGACCAGCCUGGCUGCUGUCCUGCUGGAAAUGCAGAACCUGAAGAAGAUCGACCUUUCAGGGAACAGUCCAUGUUCUGCUGGAGGGGAAAAGCUGAUGGAAGCUCUUGCCUGUUGCAAGCAGGUGGAGGAGCUGCUCCUUUCCAGGAAUGUUUUUGGAGACAGGACAGCAGUGAAACUUGCCCUCUGUCUGCCUCACAUGACCAACCUCAAAAUCCUGCACUUGCAGCACAAUAACAUCGGGCCAGCAGGAGGGAUGGAGCUGGCCAGAGCCCUGGUGGCAUGUAGGCUGCUGGAAGAGCUAAGUUUAUCAGAAAAUGAUCUUGGGGAAGGAAGUAUCCGUGCCCUGUCUGAGGGGCUGCCUUGCUUUGAACACCUCUGGAAGAUUGACUUGAAACUCUGUGGAAUCACUGAUGAUGCUUCAAAAUCACUUUCUCGUGGCCUCCGACAGUGCCCAUCCAUGGAGGAAGUAAUACUCUCCUGGAAUGCCCUUGGUGAUGGAGGAGCCCAAGAGUUGGCCAGUGCUCUCCCAGGGAUGGAGAAGCUGAAGAUCUUAGAUCUGGAGAAGAAUCACAUUGGAGCCUGUGGGGCCACAAAACUGGCAGAGGAACUUGCCAAGUGCCCUGAAAUCCAACUCAUAAGGCUGUGGGACAAUCCAGUGCCCAAGGACCUCACUGAGAAUUUGACAAACCAAGAUCCAAGACUGUGUUUCUCCUUCUACUAGCAAAGAAGAGCCCUUUGCCUGACUAGGAAUUGCUCUCUUGUUUCCUGCUCCCCUCAAACAUUGCACUGGUGAACCCAGGAAAUCAAGUUCCUGCAGUUAAACGCUUAGGUCUUCCUUCCUUACACUGAACCAAGUGCAAGCACUUAGUGGUGCUUUUUUUUUUUUUUUUUUUUUAAGCAAAAGACUUCAAAGAAUCACUGCUGAGCAGACAGUGUUUGUGGUGUAACAGCCCUGAAACUCUCCUCAGGAGGAUGGAAUGUAUCUACUCAGGCAUUCAGAGAGCCAGCGGAGUAUUUAAUUAUCAUUAAUCAAGAUUACAACACCUACAGGGUGUUCCAAUAGAAGAAUGCACAUCCUCCAGGAGAGGGUGUAAAAUGCUGUACAAACUGUAACCUGUUGGCCCUGUUAACACGUGCACUCCAACAGGCUGUUUGAAAAUUGUGUGAGACAGUAGGUGAAAUGCUUGAUUUGUAGGCAAAUGGUGUGAUCUGUGGUUUUGUUUGAUUCAUAGCAGGCAACUUUUUCUACAGAACUGCCUCAGUUUCCUAGUAGAAACUUAAGGAUUUGUGAAAUUUCAAAUUGUUGCCCCAAAAUGAUCAAUUCUUGUCCUGCAGUAACAUGGAAAGGCUGGUAUCACCGUGGCUUUCAGUGAGAAGCUUGGAAGUACUGAGGGUGUAAAACAAUGUGAAGAAGAGAGAGCGUGUACACUACUGCUUGUUUGCACGAGGGGGUUCCAGGCCUUUGUGGAGGUUUUGGAAGGCUGGAUUGCACUGACCCCUUUGAGCUGGAGUGAGGACUCAGACGGCUUGAAGCACUGAGCACGUGGCAGAUCCUUCAAGACUUGCCAUCUCUGAAUCCCAAAGCCUGCCUGUCACUGGGCAGCGGGUGUUGGACCUGUGGAGACGGGAAGGAGAAGAUCCCAGACCCCAAGUCUGGUGUUCAGUGGAGGAGAUGGACUAGAGCUGCCCCUUGCAUGCGUGGAACCACAGCUUGAGUUGCAGGAGAGCGGCCACAUCGUUCUUACUAUUUAUUGAUUUGUGUUUCAGUGUUUUCUGUGCAUGUUUGUGCUGUUAAAAUCCUUGUGGUGGAUUUAUUGAUGGGAUUUUUAUUUACAGCAGUGUUUGCCUGGGGAGAUGUAAGUGAUCUGGUUUGGGCAGGGCAGGGGUUUGGAAUGUGAUGGAAAUGCUGGUCGAGCAAACCGUUUGGCAGAGGACACGGGCAGCUGGUGCCUGUUGUUCCUGGGGGAGCCACUGUCCUUAUUUAAAGAUCAGCAUUGGGCUCUAUGAGAUCUUGACACUGGUGUGUAGAGCUGAGACACUCUGAAAAGGGUUUAAAAACAGCAACGGAGAAAAAAAAGUAGUGAAAUUCCUCACCAGGAAUUCAAAUACCUGAGAUUCAAACACUGGAAUUCAGGAAAAGCUUGACCAAGUGUGGCUUUUUUCAUUCAGUAUUUUCCAACCUGGUUUGCAGAUGCCAAUCCGAGUAGCUCUCAUCAGAGGAAGCACAAGAGGCACCAGGAUCACUUCCCGAGGUGUCUCGGUGCCGAGGGCUCCUCUCAGCUUCCAGGGUGACCUGGGCUCUCCUCAGACCUGGCCUCCCAGGGCUUCCUGUGGAAAGAGGCUGGACAGAGCCUGCAGUAGCAGUUUGUGUCAGUCUGGGCUGUGAGCUGAGCAUUCUUUUUUUCCUGAAUUUUAAGCAUCAUUUGGGUGGGACUAAGUGCUGUGAGUGACAAAUAAUAGAGGCCGAGUUUGCGUGGAGAAGGGAAGUACUGGGAUGGGGCUUUGAAAUACACUUGGUGAGGGCUGUUUUGUCAUCUUGGAUAGCAAGCAGAGCCAGAGCCUUUUGCUGUUCCCACAGGCCCAUGAACCAGGGGAAAUACCAGAAAUUAUCUGUCAAACAGAUCUUUGUUCAUCUCUGUUGUAUCAUCUCCUUGAUGCCACCCACUCCUGCAUUUGAAUGUGUUCAGAUGUCGUGAGAAUUUGUUUUCCUCCUUUAGUGGUGUGAAAUGUGCCUUCUUGCUUGCUGGUUUUCCUUUUUUUUUUCUUUUUUUUUAACUUUUAUGUUUAUGGGGAAGAAUGUGUUUUAACUUUAUAAAUAAGAAUGUUGCUUUCAGCAAUGCUCAAA